Molecule: messenger RNA, 1796 nt
Organism: Dendrobium catenatum
Lineage: Eukaryota; Viridiplantae; Streptophyta; Magnoliopsida; Asparagales; Orchidaceae
Product: allene oxide synthase 1, chloroplastic
Exons: 1
Coding region: 96-1661 (521 amino acids)
Biological process (GO): sterol metabolic process
Molecular function (GO): iron ion binding; heme binding; oxidoreductase activity, acting on paired donors, with incorporation or reduction of molecular oxygen
Source: RefSeq, a predicted model, not a curated record
CCCACUCUCAUCCUCUCCCCCACACCAAGCCCGAUAUAGAACUGAUCGAUCGAUCGAUCCAGAGGGGUAGAGAGAGAGAGUGUGUGUGUGAUACAAUGGCCGCCACAGCUGCCUUCUCCACGCCGAAUUCCAGCCCUCGUCUUCCUCUCUUCUCCUACCGGACCACCACCAGCUUUCCUCCCUUCUCAAUCACCAUCCGCAGUUCUAUCGCCGACCGCCCGUCCACCCUCUCCGCCAACGCACCGCCGGCCGACCUCCCCCUCCGUAAAAUCCCCGGCGAUUACGGCUUCCCCUUACUCGGCUCUAUCAAAGAUCGCUUUGCCUACUUCUACACUGAAGGCUGCGAUGCCUUUUUCCGCUCCCGCAUCAGACGCUACAACUCCACCGUCUUCCGCGUCAAUAUGCCUCCCGGCCCCCCUAUCUCCGCCGACCCCCGCGUGAUUGCUCUCCUCGACGCCGUCUCCUUCCCAAUCCUCUUCGAUACCUCCGCUGUCGAGAAGCGCGACCUCUUCACCGGCACCUUCAUGCCCUCCACCGACCUCACUGGCGGCUACCGCGUCCUCUCGUACCUUGAUCCCUCCGAACCCCUUCACGCCCCGCUCAAGAAGCUCCUCUUCUUCCUCCUAUCGCAUCGUCGCCGGUCUCUCAUCCCCGAGUUCCGCCGCGCUUUUGGGUCUCUAUUCUCAUCUCUCGAAUCCGAUUUAUCAAAACAAGGGAAAGUAGAUUUUGGCCCGGGGAAUGAUCGCGCCUGCUUCGAUUUCCUCUCUCGUGCGCUUCUCGGGCGUGAUCCGGCGGAUUCACCGCUCGGAUCUGAUGCGCCAGGAAUCAUCACAAAAUGGGUUUUGUUCCAGAUCGGUCCGUUGCUCACCAUCGGCCUUCCGAGGUUUAUCGAGGACGCUACUCUCCACUCCUUUCGCCUCCCGCCAGCGCUCAUCCGCGCCGACUACGACCGCCUAGCCGAUUUCUUCCGCGAAUCCGCCGGUCCAGUGCUGGACGAGGCCAAUCGGCUCGGGAUCUCGCGCGAGGAAGCCGUUCACAACCUUGUCUUCUCCAUCUGCUUCAACUCCUUCGGUGGCAUGAAGAUCCUCUUCCCCAACAUCGUCAAAUGGCUCGGCCGCGCCGGCGGGCGUCUCCACUCCCGCCUCGCAGCUGAGGUUCGCGCCGCCGUGCGUUCAAAUGCCGGCCAAAUCGGGAUGCGGGUGAUCGAAGAAGAAAUGCCACUCGUAAAAUCCGUCGUCUACGAAGCUCUCAGAAUCGAACCGCCCGUUUCAAUGCAGUACGGGAAGGCGAAAAGGGAUCUAUUGAUUCGGAGCCAUGAUGCUGCGUUUGAGGUGAAGACGGGGGAAGUUUUGUUUGGUUACCAGCCGUUUGCGACAAAGGAUCCUAGGGUUUUUGAUCGAGCAGAAGAGUUCGUCGGAGAUAGGUUUGUCGGAGAGGAAGGUGAGCGGCUGCUGAGGCAUGUGGUGUGGUCAAACGGGCCGGAGACGGAAGGGCCGACGGUGGAGAAUAAGCAGUGCGCCGGUAAGGAUUUCGUCGUGUUGGUGGCGAGAUUGCUCGUUAUAGAAUUGUUUUUAAGGUAUGAUUCCUUUGAGAUUGAGGUUGGCUCGUCCGCAUUGGGCUCGUCGGUGAAGCUGACGUCGUUGAAGAGGGCGAGCUUUUGAAAGGGGGAAGAGCAAAAUGUUAAUUUAAGAUGCUUAUCGCUUAUAAGUUCAGAUGUAACUAUAAUAUUAAUAAAUAGUUUUGGAUUGUAAUGGCCUAUUGAGAUAGAGUUAAAUUUCAAAAUAGUCCCGCCACUA